UAGAGAGGUGGCACUGGUAAAGGCUCUGUUGUGAUGCGACUAUUGAUUUGCCUCAUUCUGAGGAUUCCAGGGGCAAAGUAGCCCUCCCUCUUGCCUGGCGCCCGCCCUUUCUCCCUCCCUGGAGCAGCAGGAUCUGAACGCUGCUGCUGGGCCCUCCUCCUCCUCCACCUCCUCUUUCUCCUCCUCCCAUUCCUCCGGUUUCUGGAUUCCUGAAGUUAUUAGGAGAAAUAAGGUAGCCGAGGAGACCACAUGGAAGUUGUGACAGCUCCCGGCGGCGCGCCCCUUUCGCGUGUGCCAGCACUUCUGCUUAGGAGUCACCGCUGACACCCUGAAUGCAGGAGGUCCCCUUGCCAGCCAGCCUACCGGGAUGGGCCACUGCUGCUGCAAGCCUUAUAACUGCCUUCAGUGCCUGGACAAGACGAAUGAAAGUGCCCUUGUGAAAGAGAAAGAGCUGUCAAUCGAACUUGCAAACAUCAGGGAUGAAGUUGCCUUCAACACAGCCAAGUGUGAGAAGCUGCAGAAAGAGAAGGAAGAUCUGGAGCGGCGGUUUGAGGAGGAGCUGAGGAGGAUGGGCUGGCAGCAGCAGGCUGAACUCCAGGAGCUACAAGAGCGAUUACAGCUGCAGUUUGAGGCAGAGAUGGCGCAACUGCAGGAGGAGCACCAUAGUCAGCUGCUGCAGGUCCGGUGCCAGCACCAGGAACAGGUUGAAGAUAUCACCGCCAGUCAUGAGGCUGCACUCCUGGAGAUGGAGAACAACCAUACAGUUGCCAUUGCGAUCCUGCAGGAUGACCAUGACCAUAAAGUGCAAGAACUGGUAUCUACCCAUGAACUUGAAAAGAAAGAAUUGGAGGAAAGUUUUGAAAAACUGCGACUGUCAUUACAGGACCAGGUGGACACACUGACCUUCCAGAGCCAGUCUCUGAGGGACCGAGCGCGGCGCUUUGAGGAGGCUUUGAGGAAAAACACCGAAGAGCAGCUUGAGGUAGCACUGGCUCCUUAUCAGCACUUGGAAGAAGACAUGAAAAGUUUGAAGCAGGUGUUAGAGAUGAAGAAUCAGCAAAUACACCAGCAGGAAAAGAAGAUUAUGGAGCUGGAAAAGCUGGCUGAAAAGAAUGUGAUCCUGGAAGAAAAGAUCCAAGUCCUCCAGCAGCAAAAUGAAGACCUCAAAGCAAGGAUUGACCAAAACACAGUUGUCACACGACAACUGUCAGAAGAAAAUGCUAAUCUCCAGGAAUACGUGGAAAAAGAAACCCAGGAGAAGAAGAGAUUGAGCAGAACCAACGAAGAGCUGCUUUGGAAGCUUCAAACAGGAGACCCAACGAGCCCGAUUAAACUCUCCCCCACUUCUCCGGUUUACCGAGGCUCCUCCUCAGGGCCCUCCUCUCCAGCCAGAGUCAGCGCCACACCCAGAUGACGUCAUCACGCAGCCUGCGGGAGCUCGGGCUUCCGUCCACCCUGGGGAAUGCUGACCAGGUGCCGGCAGGUGCCGGCCAGCUGCCCUGCGCGCAUGCUCAGUAGCUGCAAACUGCAUCCCAGGCAGUAUCCUCUUCUCAACCCUGUGUAGACGGACCCAGAACUGGCACUUAGGAAGAUGUAAACAAUAGUCUGAUGUGCAAAAAUGUUUUACCAUAGUUAGAGCCAAAAGAAAGAUAACUCCAAUUGUUCUUGAAUGAUGAACUUUCACUGCAGAAUUUCAGGUUAGUUACAAAUAGCUCAGUUUUGAAUAUACAUUGAAUAAUCAUUGUGUACUGCACCGAGAUGUGUAUAUAUUUAGGUACACGUAUAUACACAUGCGGCGGUUCUGAAUUGCAUUUUUUAUAAUGUGAUGUGCUGACAUAUUUUAGUGAAGAUCAGCAGUUUUCUAACUUGUGCCUAAGGAUUAUUGGGAAAUGAAAAUGCAUUUCUAUCUAGCUUCCCAGGAAUAUUUCUACCCAAAAUAGAAAAAGGAAAAAAAAUCCAGAUACAGAGAAGAAGCGCCUUUCAAUGUGCCACCAAGUGGCACUCUGUUUAACACAAACACCAGCGAUUUGUGAACGGUAACUGCCUUUGGAACAAUCAGCUUCUUAGUCGACAUGACGUGAGGUCACUAUCAUUCCAUUCACAAGUUUUAAUUAGGAAUCCUCCUGUCCUGAGUGGAUAAAGGCUAGAAGUGAGAAACCCGAAGGAAUUCCGUAGUUUUUCUGACAUUACUCAUGAUAGCAACUCAUUUGUAGCCAUGUAAACACAGUUAUGCUUUUUUCCUAAAUGGCAUCUUGGAACCAGUCACUGAGGUAUUAUUGCACUCUUGGGGAAAACAUAGACAAGCAUGACCUUUCAGAGUGACAUGACUAGAACCAUCAGGUCCCCCCACCAAGAAGGACACUGCUGAUAGGGUACCUGUCUGACCAGGUAGAGUUAGAAAGCAUUCUCCAUUCCAUUUGGUGUACUCUGAUACAAUGCUGUACAUGGUCAACUUGUUGAAAUGUGACCCUCAGGCCCUAUUUCCUAGGUGACUCCCCCUUCAAUUCAGUUCUACAGGUCAACCCCACCACUGUAUAUUGACAUGGCUCGGGGGUUUUGGCAGGGACUUCUGGAAAUCCAACCUUCCUGUCCUGGAGGACCAGUUCUGAAAGGUGCUAGAUCACCACUUGACCUCUCAGAAACUCAACUGUACUUUCUGCAGGAUGAUCAGGGAGCACUGCAUUUAUCAGUGGUCCCAUUGUAGCCCCAGAAGGUUCUCCCAAACAGGAGCCAAUGGAACCCCAGCCAGCUGCCACGGGCGACUGGACUGGCCUUUGUCUCUGAAAUCAUAGAAUUAGGAUGUGAAAGGUAUUUCCGUAGUGCUGUGGAAGACUAGGAGCAUGAUGCACAGAAGAGUAGUUUUAACAGUUAAUAGGGUGACGAUAAUGAUGUCUUUGUUUCCUGCAUAUGACAAAGACCCCUGCACUUCUCUCCCUAAGAUCUCUGAAUAUCGUCAGAGCACAGGCCUGUCUUUAAGCAUGUCCAAGGCGAAAGAACUGUGGAGCCUGGAAGCAAAAGCCCGUGAAGGGGUGAAGAGGUUGGCUUGCCUAAAGUCACAAGUGUGGUAACAUGGAAGCAACUAUGGUCUGUGUACCUCAGGUGACUCCAGGUUGGUCUUCUUGGCCUCUGAUCCACCUCAUUUCUAGCAAACCUCCAAGGGGCUUGCCCAUUCUGGGGACAUACACAGUAGAUACACAUUGAAGAAACAGUUCUUUUCCUUUAGUGGCUCUGCAUGAUACUGUGAUAAUGAGUUGGGCAUUCUGUUAGUGUAGAUCAGGCCCCAUCAAUAAAUACAUGAUAAUUUAUUCUUCUAGCAGGUAUAGCCUGCAAACACAAGUUUGGUUGUAGCUUAG
This is a messenger RNA of Octodon degus (degu), 3353 nucleotides long. Its product is annotated as microtubule associated scaffold protein 2. The transcript has 9 exons. Gene Ontology annotation, molecular function: microtubule binding. NCBI's taxonomy places the organism in Eukaryota, Metazoa, Chordata, Mammalia, Rodentia, Octodontidae. The coding region runs from base 368 to 1414 and encodes 348 amino acids. Gene Ontology annotation, cellular component: nucleus; cytoplasm. The record is from RefSeq and is a predicted model, not a curated record.